Molecule: messenger RNA, 5660 nt
Organism: Xiphophorus hellerii (green swordtail)
Lineage: Eukaryota; Metazoa; Chordata; Actinopteri; Cyprinodontiformes; Poeciliidae
Gene: tnfrsfa
Product: tumor necrosis factor receptor superfamily, member a
Exons: 11
Coding region: 251-1588 (445 amino acids)
Biological process (GO): TRAIL-activated apoptotic signaling pathway; positive regulation of apoptotic process
Cellular component (GO): cell surface; plasma membrane
Molecular function (GO): protein binding
Source: RefSeq, a predicted model, not a curated record
AUCACAUUCGCUCUCAGACCGUGUGUCUGCCUGCUCAGGAAAAAAAAAAAAACGCUGGAAAGUUCAGUCUCUAACUCAGUGAACCUAUGAAAGAAACCGGAUGACGGAUAGGUUUUAAGUUGGACUCGCGUGUCCGUGUUUGUUUUUUCACUUUAAGUGAGUGUGGGGUUGUUUUUUUUUAGACGUUUUCAGACUGGUGCUCCGGAACGCGAACUGCUUUGGGAUUGACGCUCAUCUCGAAGUUCCCAAGAUGAACUUCGGUCCGGUGGUCGGAAAACUUUUUGUGGUCGUGGCAGGACUGAUUGUUUGCCACGCGGCAGAACUCCCGGCCCCUCAGUGGUCUGGAGAGGAGUACAGAAACCUCACUCUGAGACGACUCAGGACAUGUGUGGAGAAUGAGCAGUACCCCCACCAAGGACUGUGCUGCGUGAACUGCAAGGAGGGAACGUUUGUGCAGAAGCCAUGUGAAGGUGAUCUGGAGGAAGGAACAUGCGUGUCCUGUGAACACGGGCAGACGUACACCGAGCAUCCAAAUGGGAUGAACCGCUGUCUGCCCUGUACACACUGUCGCCCGGACGAAAGAGUAAUCACUCCCUGCACGACCACAACGGACACCAAGUGCGAGUGCAAGCCCGGCACCUUCUGCGUUCCUGACCAGGCCUGUGAAGUCUGCAAACGCUGUGCCAAGUGCAAAGUCGGCGAGGAGGAGGUGAAGAAUUGCACGCCCUUUUCCAACACAGUGUGCCGAAAACGAGACCCGUCCCCGACCGAAACGGUUACGCCUCGGUCUCCUCCGGUUCCCGACCCGCCAACAAACACCUGGUUUCUUGUAUUAAUGGUCUUGAUCUGCAUCGUGGUCAUUGUCGUCUUUGCCAUUAUUUUGUGGUUCCUACGGAAACAGCACUCAUGCGACGUACCAUGGUUCAAAAGCUCUUGUGAAUCGAGCGAAAUCGUAAAGAUUCCCAUCGAUGAGAGUGGAGCCACUGCGGAGGAGAAGCAGAACAACCAGAACGCGGGCCUGGAGGGCGAGGAGCCCCGCCCGGAGUCGCGGCCCCUGCUGCAGGAGACGCAACCCGUGAUGACCAAGGCCUGCCCGCCUCUGGAGGACGAGGACCGCGGACUGGGCGACAGUUUGCCCAACACCACCAGCUCGUCCCAGACGAGCCUGUCGGCGCUGCCCACCGCUGCCUCCACUGGCAGCACCCCGCACCACAGCCCCGCCGGCUUCAGACAGUUGCCUUCAGACACGGAUGACCCUCUUGGACAUCGAUUGCUGCCACUGCUCGGGUCGGAGAAGUCCCUCAGGAAGAGCUUCGACUUGUUCGACGAAUACCUGGACGUUCGGAUCCACAACAAGUUCUUCCGACUGAUCGGCAUCAGCGACAACCACAUUCGGAUCGCCGAGAGCGGCGCCCCCGGCGACAAAGUGUACGAACUGCUGAAGAACUGGAUGCAGAGGCAGGGGCUGAAGGCCGACAUCAACGACCUGCUGGAGGCGCUGCUGAGCAUGGACCAGCGGCGCUCGGCCGAGUGCAUCGCCCACGCCGCCCUGAGGAGAGGCUACUACAAGCACGCCGACACCCCCUGAAGCUAACGAAGCUAACGCCAACGCUACUCGCCACCGGAACAAACUACAGCCGCCGUCGGUGGACGCCGUGUCUCACAGAACAGGGCUUACCUCCUUUUUGUGGCUGUUCAGCCAUGCUUUUAAAAGCCAGUAGUUUUUUCUUUUAAAAACAAACAAACCAAAAACAAAAACGAAGCGUAAAAAAAAGGGGAAAGUCAAGACACACCGAUCAGUUGUUGACUAUUUGCCAAAUGCUGAAGCAAAUAAAAAAAAACGUUCAAAUAUGCUUUUGAUGGAAGCCCGAAGGCUUCAACUGUUGCGUUCUGACACAUUUGGAUGUUCUCGGCUGUCGGUGAAGAGGCCAGACACUGAAAGCACAGAAGUCUCCAGCCGUGUCCCACCCAAGUCACGAGACACUACUGGCCGGAGAAAAUGGGGGGGAGGGGACGAGGAUAAUAUACACUGGUUUGUAGGAGCGGCAUGGCGUGUGCCGCUAAUACCGUGCCUGUUCGAUGCACUGAUACCUGGUGGCACAUGUAGAACUGAAAACAGGUCAAGUUUCAAUGUGUUCUGUAGAUUCAAUCCUCACCGCAAAUAUCAGUCCAAGAAUACUUUUCUUCUCUAAUGGUGGAAAAUAUUCACAAAUACUAACAUCCAUCCCUACUAAUGACGUAUUUACCUCUUCAUCAUUGUUUGUUUGUUUUUUUUUUCCUACAACUUCAUUAUGUUUCUCAAACUGUGUUCUAGUUGUGUCCGCGGUCUUUGCGUGUUCAGUGUUCUCACUUUCAAACACUGUAGAAGGAAUUUACAGGACGUUUCUAAUCGGAGCAUGCGUCGAUGGUCGCCUCGACGUUUCCGUGGCGACUUGGAGAAGUUCAGAGGUCAUUCUAUUUAUUGUCAUAUUUAUUGAGAGGAUUAUUAUCUGUGAUUAUUUAUACCAUUGCCAAAAACACACGGUCAUUGUGACGUCCCUGCAGGGCAAAAGAAAAAAAAAAGAAGAAAUGACUGAGAUCAAAUCCUUUCACGUUCAAAAGCAACAAAAAAAUGUAGCUUUUUUUUUUUAAUUAUUAUUAUUUUUAUUUUCUUUCCUGUUCCUGCUUGUCGGACAAGGUUCAGAACGACAAUCCGGCUUUGCGCGUCAAGUGUGAUCCGUGUGCAGAUCACACUUUCCUUUUUUUUUUUUUUUUUUAAAUACCAACUGAUUUCCGUAUUCAGGACAGAGUGGAGGUUUCCAUGACGCCUAAAGCAGAAUGUAUCUCGUCGAAUUAAAUUUUCAUUAACUUCGGACGUUCAACCCGUUUUCGGCUAACCGACUGAACGCGUGACCCGUCGCCCGAAUCCACGAGACGGGGGGGGGGGGGCAGGUUACACGCCGUUUCCUGGUGAUGCAAGAUGAAGGAAAUCUUUUCUGGAUAUAAAAAGAAGCUCAGAGUUUGUGUUUUAAAAGUUCACCCUCUGCGCAUACAUGCAUGUGCAUCCACAAGCCUUAGAAAUGUAUUUAUAUAUUCAGAUGGAUUUAGAAAUCAAAGUGAAAAUCAUGAGUUAUGGAACUGCUCAUCAACCAGAAACAGGUUGUUGUUGAUUUUUUGCGUGUUGUUUUUCUUGUUUAUGCCCAUUUGUUUUUUCUGCAUACUGUUAUGUAAAAAGCACAGAUUUAGAGUUAUAUAUUGUUGCUGAUGAGUGAUGCUACAGUGCUGGCACUGCCAUCUAUUGACAAAACCAUGAAACUGCAGCCUGCAUCCGUUUCUAGUUACUCUUCACGCCCAUCCUGUUUUAUUUUCCCAUGUCUGUUGCAUCCAUUUUUCAGCUGAAUUCUCCUGUUGGCCUGAUGCAGCAGAGCAGGGAAAAUGAUUCAGUUCUCUUGUUUACUCCAUACCACAUCAUGUGUGUGUGUGUGUGUGUGUGUCUGUAGAAUUUUUUUUAAUACCUCUGUUUUUAUAUGCCUUUGGUGCAAGUCUAAGCUGUUCAGUUAAUUUCCAUUAAGUUCUGUAAUUGCCAGAUUACCGUUAAGCCAUUUUUUCCCCCCCUGAGUUACUGUUUGGUUGUCAUGGAUCUUUAAAUACAAAGUGAUGUAAAUACAACAAAGCUGUUUUUACAUUAAGUUCAAAUAAAUGUUUUGUACAGUUAUAAAUGUAAAAUGAGUGUUUUAAUUGCUGCUUCCCUGGAAAAAGUAUCACCGGUUGCUUGUUUUUUUGUUUUAUAUUUUCAGGAUUCACAGAUGUUAAUGCGUUCACAGCUCUACCUAUUAUCUUGUCUCUUAGUGGUAUUCUUAGUGUGUUCUGUUAAACAGGAGGUUGCAAAUGCUCCUAAUUAGCGUAUGGUUGGGUAAGAGUUUGAAUCAGUCUUCACUAUUUGGUAUUUACAGAGAUAUCUCAGACUGGUUCUUAAUUAAAAGAAAUGUGUAAAAUCACAUCACUUUAUAGACUUCUCGAAAGUCCUCUUAUUAAACACUACAGUUAUGCUUUACUGCAAUUAAAGCUUCUAGUCUUUUGGAGUUUUUUUUUUUUUUCACGUCUACAGAUGUCCUGUCAGUCAGAACGGAUGCAGAAUGUCUGUAAACAAAUAUCAGGUUUAAGUCGGUAAACCUCAUCAUAUUCGAGUCUGUUUCUGCCCUUUUAUAGUUCUUUCUCUGAACAACAUGAAUUUAGUUUCAUCCAUCUUGGAUGAAACUUGUAUCUUAUAGCUUCAUUCAACAAUCCCUUUAUACUCGAGAAUUUUAGAGGCCAGACUAUUAGCCUACUUGUCGUGUCUCCAGUGUUCCACCUGAGCUGUUUUCUCUUGCUUGCUUGAUUAAUGCGCCUCCAGUGACUUGCUUAAUUCUUGCAAGUUAAAUGGGUGCAUGAAAAGUAAAAUGGAUGAAAACAAUGGUGAGAGAAAAUCCAUUUGUCCAUUUGCUUUUCUCUAAAUUAGUUUUUAGAGAAAACUAAAAACUAAUUUCAACGAUUUCCACAAAAAUUUCCACAAAAUUCAACGAUUUUGUGGUAAAAUCGUUGAAUUUACGCAUUGCCCAUUGAAACACAGAAAGACAGGGACGAGGUAGUGCAGUACUGUGCCUCACCUCCGGUGGCGCUGUCACACAAAGUGAAUGAAGGCAGGCAGUUGGCGCAUUCUCUUAAUUUCGCCAAUAUACUUGUUUAGUUACACAUGUUCUGUAUAUACUGACGUUCCGCAAUCUAUCUAAUAUAUUUAAUUAAUGUGUGUGACAUGCUUAGUAUUCACGAUCGGCCACAAAUAUGCAGUGAAAAUGCGCAGUGUGAGUGUGAGUACAGUACCUAACUGAUAGGGGGCAGUGCUGAGUCCCAUAGACGACAGGUGUUCUUCUUCUACGCAUGGAAAGGACGGGAAACAAUCGCAAAAAUAGAGAAAACACGAAUGGAAUAGAACCUUUCAAGGCCAGGCUGUAUGCCUGUCAGGUUUUUGUAAAUAAAAGGAAAAUGAGACAGAAACGAGGACUUUUGUUGUUUUUACAACAGAGUGACAGACAUUUGUGGACAAGGACAGGUGCAUGGACUUCACAUAAAAAUAAAGCCUCCCGACCUCCACUUCAGUUCUUCCUGUUAUAUCGCGCCGACCGACAUGGGGAACACGAGCUCUGCCUGCCAGAUGAGCAACUACAGCAAAAGGAACGUGCGUGUUUUCAUCAUGGAGGAGGCCCAGGAGAUCGACGCCUUCAUUACUGCGCAGAGCGGUGGCGGCGAUGACGAGUCUGCGCUUCCGGGAACUAAAACGUUUCGCUUCAGGAAGGACGUGAGCUGCGUGCGCGUGCUGGCCUCGCAGACUCAGGAAGUGCCCUGGGAGCCCGAGCGCUUCCUGUCCGUCUUCGUGGAGGAUGAAGAGGACGAGAACAUCUGCUCCAAGCAGAUCAUACACAACAUGUCGCUGAGUGCUCCAGUCACCGUUCUGCUCUACGAUGUGUGAUACACCCACUGUUAACCGCACACAUGUUACAAACAUAAAAUGGUUAUAUAAUUGUUUCACACCCACAAAUUAUAAUCACCCUGCUAUUUACAUAUCUUGUGGCACUCCCAGUAAAAUGACUUCAUUGUGGCCUUUAUGUAUCUGCUCAGUUAUUAUAAAGUAAAAUGAGAUUUGG